Molecule: messenger RNA, 1082 nt
Organism: Phyllostomus hastatus (greater spear-nosed bat)
Lineage: Eukaryota; Metazoa; Chordata; Mammalia; Chiroptera; Phyllostomidae
Product: testis-specific serine/threonine-protein kinase 5-like
Exons: 8
Coding region: 1-1050 (349 amino acids)
Biological process (GO): microtubule cytoskeleton organization; intracellular signal transduction; protein phosphorylation
Cellular component (GO): cytoplasm
Molecular function (GO): tau-protein kinase activity; ATP binding; protein serine/threonine kinase activity
Source: RefSeq, a predicted model, not a curated record
AUGUCCAACCCAGCUCUAGGGGGCCCUGUGGCUAUCAAGGUCAUUUCCACCGCCGAGGCCCCUGUGGAGCUCUCCUGCAAGUUCCUGCCCCGUGAGAUCUCGUCACUCAACGCUACCUACAAGCACCUGAACGUGGUGCAGCUGUAUGAGACCUAUCACAACAGCCAGCGCGCCUACUUGGUGCUGGAGCUGGCAGGCGGCGGUGACCCGCUGGAGCACAUCAACGCGGUGUCGGACCACCGCUGCUGCCCGGGGCUCGGGGAGAAGGAGGCCCGCAGGCUGUUCCGGCAGCUGGUCAGCGCAGUAGCCCACUGCCACAGCGCCGGCGUCGUGCACCGGGACCUAAAAUGUGAGAACGUCCUGCUGGAUGGCCGAGGCCUCCUGAAGCUGACGGACUUCGGCUUCGCCAACCAGUCGGGGAUCAAGAAAGCACUGCUGAGCACCUUCUGCGGCUCCAUGGCCUACGCUGCCCCUGAGAUCCUCAUGAGCAAGAAGUACAGUGGGGAGCAGGCUGACCUGUGGAGCCUAGGUGUCAUCCUUUAUGCCAUGGUGACGGGGAAGCUGCCCUUCAAGGAAUGCCGGCCCCACCGCAUGCUGCUCCUGAUGCGCCGUGGCCCCACCUUCCCACCUGGCCUGUCCCCAGAGUGCCAGGACCUGAUCCGGGCCCUGCUCCAGCUGCGCCCGCAUGCGCGCCUGGACUUGCGGCAGGCAGCCAGGCACCGCUGGACGCAGCCCACUGCGCAUGCGCUCUUCUGCACCGUGCUCAGCACCUCGCCAGUAGAGAAUCCGGGGGAGCCCAGAGAGGACUCAGGGCCACCAAGGUCACUCCUGCAGCUGCGUCGCCCCCAGCAGCUGGGAACCCCCAAGGGCGCCUCCGGCCCAGCACCAGAGCCCCCGGAUGCCAGCCCGAGCGGAGGUGGGGGCUCUGCCAAGCUGGGCCUCCGAAGCACUGCGAUGGCCAACCUGGGCACGGGCGCCUCCCGGCAGCCCCCUCUGCUGUGCUCCAGGAGCACCAUCCAGAACAUGCUGGGGCUCUACCAGGUCAACUGAGGGCAGGCGGGUGCGCCGAGUGGAGGUCAGAU